UAUUACGUUUGAAAGUUUCAGCACGACACAUACAGAUUUAAGCGUAUGCAUACAGUUUUUGUGUAAAUAAAUUGUUGUUUGUGCAAAGCCAUGGAGGUGAAAAGAAAUGAUGAAGUAAUUAAGCAUAUGUCACUUGCUUUCGGUUAUGAAGAGCCGAAUUCAUUGAAUAAAGUGUAUACACUAUCAAAGGUAGAUAAAUCUGACAGUAAAUACGAUUUUAUUAAAGACGAAUUGGAAAUCACGGAUGGAAAAGUUGGUGAUCCGGUUAUAGUAUCGAUUGAAAAAGUGUAUAAUCCCUAUAUACUUGCUCUGUACAAUUUGAAGAAAUCUGAAAUGAAUGGAGAAGAAUGUGAAGUUGAAAUGUGGCACGGAUCAACAGAAUCCAAAAUCCACGAAAUUUGCAAGCACAAUUUCGACUACAGAUUGAUAAAAACGCAUAAAUUUGGUAAAGGUAUCUCGUUCGCAAAUCAUUUUUCGUACGCAUUCCACUAUAGCGUUUCACAUGAUCCAUGCCGAAAUCAGAACUAUUGCAUGUUACUCUGUAAAGUUUUGAAGAAAAAAGUUCAUGG
Molecule: messenger RNA, 569 nt
Organism: Nicrophorus vespilloides
Lineage: Eukaryota; Metazoa; Arthropoda; Insecta; Coleoptera; Silphidae
Product: poly [ADP-ribose] polymerase 12-like
Molecular function (GO): NAD+ poly-ADP-ribosyltransferase activity
Source: RefSeq, a predicted model, not a curated record